Molecule: messenger RNA, 1959 nt
Organism: Caenorhabditis remanei
Lineage: Eukaryota; Metazoa; Nematoda; Chromadorea; Rhabditida; Rhabditidae
Exons: 6
Coding region: 1-1959 (652 amino acids)
Biological process (GO): protein processing
Cellular component (GO): trans-Golgi network; Golgi membrane
Molecular function (GO): serine-type endopeptidase activity
Source: RefSeq, a predicted model, not a curated record
AUGAAAAACACACAUGUCGACCUAAUAUGUGUGUUCCUGUCGAUUAUAAUCGGCAUCGGUGAGGCGGUCGACGUCUACACCAACCAUUUCCAUGUUCAUUUAAAAGAGGGAGGUGGACUGGAGGAUGCGCAUCGGAUAGCCAAACGACACGGAUUCAUCAAUCGAGGACAAGUUGCCGGAAGUGAUAAUGAGUUUCAUUUCGUGCAGCCCGCUCUCGUUCAUGCACGCACCAGAAGAUCCACUGGUCAUCAUGCCAAGCUUCACAAUGAUGACGAGGUGCUUCAUGUCGAGCAGCUGAAAGGAUACACCCGCACAAAACGAGGAUACCGUCCAUUGGAACAACGUCUUGAGUCUCAGAUCGACUUCACAUCAGUCAUGUCGCCAUCGGAUCCACUCUACGGAUAUCAAUGGUACCUGAAAAACACUGGACAAGCUGGAGGAAAAGCCCGUUUGGACUUGAAUGUGGAAAGGGCCUGGGCAAUGGGAUUCACUGGAAAGAACAUCACAACAGCAAUCAUGGAUGACGGAGUGGAUUACAUGCAUCCGGAUAUUAAGAACAACUUUAAUGCCGAAGCAUCGUACGACUUCUCUUCCAACGAUCCAUUCCCAUAUCCAAGAUACACUGAUGACUGGUUCAAUUCCCACGGAACUCGCUGUGCCGGAGAAAUCGUUGCCGCUCGCGACAACGGAGUCUGCGGUGUCGGAGUCGCCUACGACGGAAAGGUCGCAGGAAUCCGGAUGCUUGACCAGCCGUACAUGACCGAUCUCAUUGAAGCCAACUCGAUGGGACACGAGCCAAACAAGAUCCACAUCUACUCGGCCUCCUGGGGUCCAACUGAUGAUGGAAAGACUGUUGAUGGACCACGUAACGCCACAAUGCGAGCAAUCGUGAAAGGUGUCAACGAGGGACGUAACGGACUUGGAUCCAUCUUCGUUUGGGCAAGUGGAGACGGAGGAGAGGAUGAUGACUGUAAUUGUGAUGGAUAUGCUGCAAGUAUGUGGACUAUCUCCAUCAACUCAGCCAUCAACAGCGGAGAAAACGCUCACUACGACGAAUCCUGCUCCUCGACUCUCGCUUCAACCUUCUCCAAUGGAGGACGUAACCCAGAAACCGGAGUCGCCACCACUGAUUUGUAUGGAAGAUGCACCCGCUCUCACUCUGGAACAUCCGCCGCUGCUCCUGAAGCCGCCGGAGUGUUUGCUCUUGCUCUCGAAGCAAAUCCGUCGCUCACCUGGAGAGAUCUUCAACACUUGACCGUCUUGACUUCCAGCCGUAACUCUCUUUUCGAUGGACGAUGCCGUGAACUCCCAUCCCUCGGAAUCAAGGACAACCACAGAGAUUCUCAUGGAAACUGCUCUCAUUUCGAGUGGCAAAUGAACGGAGUCGGACUCGAGUACAACCAUCUCUUCGGAUUCGGAGUUUUGGAUGCUGCUGAAAUGGUUAUGUUGGCUAUGGCAUGGAAGACCGCCCCACCACGUUAUCACUGCACUGCUGGACUUAUUGACACUCCACAUGAGAUCCCUGCCGAUGGAAACCUGAUCCUCGAAAUCGAGACCGAUGGAUGCGUUGGAACCCAAUACGAAGUCCGUUACCUGGAACACGUUCAAGCCGUUGUCUCAUUCAACUCGACUCGUCGUGGAGACACCACUCUCUACCUGAUCUCUCCAAUGGGAACCCGCACCAUGAUUCUCUCCAGAAGACCAAAGGAUGACGACUCGAAGGACGGAUUCACCAACUGGCCAUUCAUGACCACCCACACCUGGGGAGAGAACCCAACCGGAAAGUGGACCCUCGUCGCCAGAUUCCAAGGACCAGGAGAUCAUGCUGGAACCCUGAAGAAGUUCGAGUUGAUGUUGCACGGAACACGCGAGGCCCCCUACAACCUUAUCGAGCCAAUCGUUGGCCAGACCAACAAGAAGCUCGACACUGUUCAGAAAGCCCACAAACGAAGCCACUAA